AUGAGUUCUGUGAAUUCUUGUUCAGAUUUGCAUUCAACUAUUAAUGAACAAUCACUUCAUGAUCAAUCAUCUUCAAGUAUGACUAUUGAUCAUUCAAAUAGCAUUAAUUCUUGUUAUAGUUUUAAUUUUGAGCUCUACAAUACUGAAACUUUUAAGCUUGUUCCUUAUGAUAAGUUGAUACAUAAAAAGACUUUCAAAGGAUUGUUGUUUGAUUCGUUGGACAUUGGUCUUGACUUUUACAAGACUUAUGGUAAAGAAUCUGGUUUUGAUGUGAAUAUAUCAAGUAAAAAAAGAUACAAUGAUGGCACAAUUCGUAUUAGAUAUUCGACAUGUAGUAGAUAUGGUUUCACAGAGUCAUUCAAGAAUGAAAAUAUUAAUGUGAAAUUUUCAGAUGUUAACGGAAGGAGAACUUCUUCUAAGAAGAACAGAUGCCCUGCUGUUUCAAAGUUCAAGAAUCUCCGAUGUUCUUUAAUGUUCUACAUUUAUGUGUUUGUUGAAGAUCACAACCAUGAACUUGUUGCUCAAGAUCAGUUGCACUUAUUAAGGAUUAAUAGGACAAUGGAUUUUCUUGAUGAAUCCUUUAUACAUAAGAAAGAGUUAUACAAAUCUGUGUUUUAUUGUGUUCAAGAAUCUGUAGUUAUUGAAGAUGAAAGCGAAGUUUAUGUUUUGAGAGAUAAGAAGAAAAAAAAGUUGACUGAUAAAAAUGUGAAUGAGGAUGAAGAUUCUGAUGGUUUUUAUCGAAAUAGUCUUCCUUCUCAUUGUCCUAAUACUCGUUACAAGGUUGUAUUUAGUAGAAGGGGUGAUAGCAUUAGCAUCAGUUGUAGCUGCAUGCGUUUUGUCCAGGAAGGAUUGUUACAUUACUAG
Molecule: messenger RNA, 864 nt
Organism: Lactuca virosa
Lineage: Eukaryota; Viridiplantae; Streptophyta; Magnoliopsida; Asterales; Asteraceae
Source: the annotation of a GenBank genome assembly